This is a messenger RNA of Quercus robur (English oak), 1558 nucleotides long. RefSeq names its product inactive exonuclease DIS3L2-like. Gene Ontology annotation, biological process: mRNA catabolic process. Gene Ontology annotation, molecular function: 3'-5'-RNA exonuclease activity; RNA binding. Gene Ontology annotation, cellular component: P-body; exosome (RNase complex). The record is from RefSeq and is a predicted model, not a curated record. The transcript is spliced from 3 exons. Bases 1 to 891 code for a protein of 296 amino acids. NCBI's taxonomy places the organism in Eukaryota, Viridiplantae, Streptophyta, Magnoliopsida, Fagales, Fagaceae.
AUGGAGCUGGUAGCUGCACGAAUUGAAGAAUGGGAUGAAGAAAAACGCUACACUCAUUUUACUUCACCUCUGCGUCGGUAUCCUGAUAUUAUAGUGCACUGGACACUGGCUGCAGCCAUAGAGGCUGAGGAGUUGUACUUGAAUUAUCGAGGAUCUCUGCCAAAAGUUAGCAGGGGAGAGAAAGUAGCAAGAAGAUGUUUCACUUGUAUUCAUUUUGAUAGAGAUGCUGCGGAAUCCCUGGAAGGUAAGAAAGCACUGUCAGCUGCAGCAGUAAAGCAUGGAGUUCCCUGCUCUGAAUCACUUGCAGAUGUUGCUGCUUAUUGCAAUGAAAGAAAGCAGGCUAGCGGGCAUGUGAAGGAUGCCUGUGACAAGCUCUACAUGUGGGUCCUGCUAAAGAAAAAAAAGAUUUUAUUUUCAGAAGCAAGAGUAUUGGGUCUUGGGCCAAGAUUCAUGUCCAUUUAUAUUCAAAAGCUAGCUAUUGAGCGCCGGAUAUAUUAUGAUGAAGUAGAAGGCUUGACUGUAGAAUGGCUGGAGACUACUUCCACAUUGGUGCUUAGUUUAGCUAACAAACGCUCUUCUAGGAGAGGUGGCCCUGGUAAAUGGAGGGCACUUGAAGACAUUGCAUUUGUUGUAAGUCCAUGUGAUGUGAAAAUUGAACUGGGGGUGUUUGGAGGGAGUUCUAGUGAACAGGUAGGUGAUACUGGUGUUGCUGCUCAGGCUUCAGAGCCCAUUUGCAAAUCUGUCAUUUCAAAUACUGAAGUUGAUCCUGGAGUUUUCCCCCUCACAGUGCAUCUCCUUUCAACCAUUCCUGUAGUACUUCAUGCAGUAGGUGGGGAUGAUGAUCCCCUACAUAUUGGGGCAAGGCUUUACCUGAGCUCAUAUCUAAGGUAACUUGGGUGUUUGGUAGUGUCAAACUACUGCAACUGAAGGAGACUCUGUGGAGAUGAAGAUAACAGAGCUUUGUAUGGAAUGGGCAAGCUCUGUUGUAGAUAUGAAUUAGUGUAUAGUUCACAAGAGUUUUAGAAGAGAGAAAAAUUUGUGGUUUAAGUCUGGUGAUGCUCUAUGAAUCUAUGAUGCUAAAAUGGUGGCGUAGCUGUAGAUAAUGGUGGAGGUUUUCGUUGUGGCUUUUACUUAAGUGGUUUUUCUGUUUUUUUAACAGAUGCAGCUUGCUGGAAUAGGCCCUUGUUUUUGUAGGCCAGUUCCAUCCAAUAUUUUACUUGUUGAAAAUCUACCUUCAACUUGGGAUUUGAGCUUCGAAGCCAAAUUCAUGCUGUAUUUUUCUCCUUCUGACUGCAGCCCAAUAUAUUUUUUGAUUUUGGGUGGUCGGAUCUAGUAACUUCAAUUUGGUAUGUUAUUGCCUUUAUUGUAUUUUGAACUGUUAAAACUGGGUGACUGGCAGUAGCUCCCUGUCAGAAUAAUGUGUUGUCUUUUUUCCCUAGGUGAAAACUUGAACUGGAACUGUAAUCAUCUUUUGAAGUGCUGCUUGGCUUGUAUUUCAGCUCAAGCGUGCAGCAGCACAUAGAUCUCUUAUUAAUGGAUAUUUUUUGUUGGGUAUUAA